Molecule: messenger RNA, 1926 nt
Organism: Nelumbo nucifera (sacred lotus)
Lineage: Eukaryota; Viridiplantae; Streptophyta; Magnoliopsida; Proteales; Nelumbonaceae
Product: Methyltransferase MT-A70 family protein
Biological process (GO): methylation
Cellular component (GO): nucleus
Molecular function (GO): nucleic acid binding; methyltransferase activity
Source: RefSeq, a predicted model, not a curated record
GGCGCGAGGAAACCUCAAUCUCAGAACUCCCCUCCGUCUUCCAAGUACUUCGGUAGCACAGCAGUAGAGUGGAGUAGGGUAUUGGAAAUCAUAAUGGUGGAACCGGAGAAGAAUGAGGAACUUUUUCUGUUCUUGGAUUCCGGAAUUUAUCGAUUCAGAAGCUCUAAUGCCAUCUUCAUCGACCCCGUUCGCAUCCUCAACUCUUCUUACACCCGUUUCAGGGUUUCUCCUGCCGCGUACUACUCGCGUUCUUUUGAGCAUAUUAAACGUGAAGAAACACCUCUGGCUUCUCCAAGUUCACGGAAACGAAAACGAAAACAGUCCAAGUCUCUCCCUCGCAACGAAACAGAAGAGUCUGCCCAUCAACGUCAUCUGGCAGCAAGGCCUCUGCUGUUAAGAGCACAUGAAGCUCUUUUAGGAGUUAAGGAUCUUCUAUCAUGCCUAUGCGACAUAAAGAAUGACGGCAGAUCUUCGGUAGAAAGUAAAGAACUGCUGCCUUUCGUUGAACUGGGAAAGGUGUGGCAAGCCCCUCUCUACGAAAUGUCUCUGUAUUUUCGUCCACACGAUAAGCAAACUGAAGACGGAGGUAUGCCACUCAUCCAGUGUGGUGAAAGGGAAGUGGUUCCCAUAUUUAACAAUUUAGUUGUUAACAAGACAAGUGAUGACUUGGAGGCUGAAUUCCAUACCAGAUGGUAUAUAAUACCCAGAGAGAGCUGCUUCUACAUGUCCGACUUGGGGCAGAUUCACAACCUGAUUCCCGAUCAAUCUGAUCAUGGCUUCAAUCUCAUUGUCAUUGAUCCACCAUGGGAAAACAAAAGUGCAUAUCAGAAAUCAGUGUACUCAGUGUUGCCUAACAGAUACUUUUUGUCCCUUCCUAUCAAGCAACUCAGUCAUACAGAAGGAGCACUUGUGGCCUUGUGGAUUACCAAUAGAGAGAAAUUGCAAGUUUUCGUUGAAAAAGAAUUGUUCCCUAUAUGGGGUGUCAGAUAUGUGGCUCGGCUUUAUUGGUUGAAGGUGAAAUUGGAUGGUUCCUUGAUUGGUGACUUGGACCUCUUUCAUCAUAGACCAUAUGAGUGCCUUCUUCUGGGCUACAGUAAUGUACAGGAAGUCGCUUCUGACCAUCAUUCAGCAUUUAAACGUCCGCAAGAUAACCAAGUUAUCAUUAGUGUCCCCGGUGAUUAUUCAAGGAAGCCACCUAUUGGAAAGCUGCUACUGGAUUAUGCACCAGGGCCCAAGCCUGCUCGAUGUAUUGAACUAUUUGCUAGAGAAUUAUUUGCUGGAUGGACAUCUUGGGGGAACGAGACCCUUCAUUUUCAGGACUCAAGAUACUUCCUAAAUGUGAGUGCUGAAGAAUAGUUUGUCAUGAUGAAAGGCAUCGGUUGUUUUCAUCUCUUGAGAGCUGAAGCUACCCAAAUUUAUCCAGUGACUUAUUCCCUUUGCAAGCGUUGGGUUUCAGCAGCUGUGCAUGUGCUCAAAGAUACAAGAAUUCUAGAUGCCCUCAAGUGCAUGACUUGUCAAUCAAUAAAAAAUGCAUGAUUUUGUGCUUGCUUUUUAAGUUUACUAAAAGAAGGAAGACGAUCUAGGAAAAUAUUCACCGGCAAGGGACUUGUCUAGUGUCCCUCAGUGUGUUAGCAGCACAAGUACGAAGGACCAGGAUCAGGAGCACCAAAUCUAGAGGGCCUACAAGCUUGUUUGUGGCAAAUCUGCAAUCAGUCAGCAUCUCAUCAGAGUACAUUAUUGCUUUAAUUGUUCCAUAUAUCAAAAUUGAUGGUGUUAUUUGAGUUAUUAUUUAUUGCAUUGAAUAACAAACAGUGAGAAUAUGGUGAGACGUCUAAAUUGGGAUCCUUUUCUUAUUAUUAGAUCUUGAGGAUUAAAGUUAGUUGUACGAUCCUCAUGUGAAAUACGUAAUUGGCUAUAUUUCUCUAA